Molecule: messenger RNA, 4013 nt
Organism: Oxyura jamaicensis (ruddy duck)
Lineage: Eukaryota; Metazoa; Chordata; Aves; Anseriformes; Anatidae
Gene: PRKCB
Product: protein kinase C beta
Exons: 17
Coding region: 187-2199 (670 amino acids)
Biological process (GO): protein phosphorylation
Molecular function (GO): zinc ion binding; diacylglycerol-dependent serine/threonine kinase activity; ATP binding
Source: RefSeq, a predicted model, not a curated record
UGUAGAUGAGGGGGCGGGGCCGCGCCGGGCGUGUGUCGGCGCCUGCCGCCAGCUGCAGCCAGCGGUGCCGAGCGGCGCCAGCCCCGGCCCCAGCUGCAGCGCCCGGGCCGGGCCGGACCCGGCCGAGCCGAGCCGGCCUCCCGCAGCCCCCAGCCCGCCGCCCGCAGCCCCCAGCCCGCUUCCAGCAUGGCCGAGCCGGCGGCGGCGCCGGGCCCCGAGGGCGAGGAGGGCCCGGUGCGCUUCGCCCGCAAGGGCGCCCUGCGGCAGAAGAACGUGCACGAGGUGAAGAACCACAAGUUCACGGCGCGGUUCUUCAAGCAGCCCACCUUCUGCAGCCACUGCACCGACUUCAUCUGGGGCUUCGGGAAGCAGGGCUUCCAGUGUCAAGUUUGCUGCUUCGUCGUGCACAAGCGGUGCCAUGAGUUCGUUACCUUCUCGUGCCCCGGUGCUGAUAAAGGCCCUGCCUCGGAUGAUCCCCGGAGCAAACACAAGUUUAAAAUCCACACGUAUUCCAGCCCCACCUUCUGUGACCACUGCGGGUCGUUGCUGUACGGGCUCAUUCACCAGGGGAUGAAAUGCGACACCUGCAUGAUGAACGUGCACAAGCGCUGCGUGAUGAACGUCCCGAGCUUGUGUGGGACGGACCACACCGAGCGCCGGGGCCGGAUAUACAUCAGGGCCGACAUCGAGAAGGAUGUUCUAACCGUUGUAGUAAGAGAUGCUAAAAACCUAGUUCCUAUGGAUCCUAAUGGCUUGUCAGAUCCCUACGUGAAGCUUAAAUUAAUCCCUGACCCCAAAAAUGAAAGCAAACAGAAGACCAAAACUAUAAAGUGCUCCCUGAAUCCUGAGUGGAAUGAGACAUUUAAAUUCCAACUGAAGGAGGCAGACAAAGACAGAAGGUUGUCUGUGGAGAUUUGGGACUGGGAUCUGACCAGCAGAAAUGACUUCAUGGGCUCCUUGUCCUUCGGGAUUUCCGAGCUGCAGAAGUCCGGAGUUGAUGGAUGGUUUAAGCUGCUGAGCCAGGAGGAGGGAGAGUACUUCAACGUGCCAGUGCCUCCCGAGGGAGAAGAAGGAAACGAGGAACUGAGGCAGAAAUUUGAGAGAGCCAAGAUUGGCACAGGGUCCAAGGCUGCAGAUGAGAAGACAACAAAUGCCAUUUCUAAGUUCGAUAACAACGGGAGCAGAGAUCGGAUGAAACUUUCAGAUUUCAAUUUCCUGAUGGUGCUGGGAAAAGGAAGCUUUGGAAAGGUCAUGCUGGCGGAGAGGAAGGGCACCGACGAGCUCUAUGCCGUUAAGAUCCUGAAGAAGGAUGUCGUUAUCCAGGACGAUGACGUAGAGUGCACCAUGGUCGAGAAAAGAGUGCUGGCUCUCUCCGGGAAGCCUCCGUUCCUGACACAGCUUCACUCCUGCUUUCAGACGAUGGAUCGCUUGUAUUUUGUGAUGGAAUAUGUGAAUGGCGGGGACUUAAUGUACCAGAUCCAGCAGGUUGGGAGGUUUAAAGAGCCACAUGCUGUAUUCUAUGCUGCAGAAAUAGCCAUUGGCCUCUUCUUCCUGCAAAGCAAAGGCAUCAUUUAUCGGGACCUCAAGCUGGACAACGUGAUGCUGGACAGCGAAGGGCACAUCAAGAUCGCGGACUUUGGCAUGUGCAAGGAGAACAUCUGGGACGGGGUGACUACCAAGACCUUCUGCGGCACCCCUGACUACAUCGCGCCCGAGAUAAUUGCUUAUCAGCCCUAUGGGAAGUCGGUGGACUGGUGGGCAUUUGGAGUCCUGCUCUAUGAAAUGUUAGCUGGCCAGGCUCCCUUUGAGGGAGAAGAUGAAGAUGAGCUCUUCCAGUCCAUCAUGGAGCAUAACGUGGCCUACCCCAAGUCCAUGUCCAAGGAGGCGGUGGCGAUCUGCAAAGGGCUGAUGACCAAGCACCCUGCCAAGCGGCUGGGCUGUGGCCCAGAAGGGGAGCGGGACAUCAAGGAGCACGCCUUCUUCCGCUACAUCGACUGGGACAAGCUGGAGCGCAAAGAGAUUCAGCCUCCCUUCAAGCCAAAGGCUAAAGACAAACGAGACACUUCCAACUUCGACAAAGAGUUCACCAGGCAGCCUGUGGAGCUGACGCCCACCGACAAACUCUUCAUCAUGAACUUGGACCAGAACGAGUUUGCUGGAUUCUCCUACACUAACCCGGAAUUUGUCAUUAACGUGUAGUCGCGGUGCAGACGCUGCCCUCCCUGCUCCCGCAGCCAGAAACUUCAGCUCGCCUUGUAAAUACCGACACUAGUCUUCCGGGAUCAGCAGUGCAUACGUACAUACCCUCAUCAAAACACGACGACCGCUUGUUUUAGGAGGCCUCUGUAUGUGUGUGACACUUGCUAGCUUGGGUUCCCUAGCUGGAAAUGUGCGGGGUUUUGAGUUAACAAGCAGUAAUACUUCUAGGAACUGUAGUUGGUGGUGACUAAUAGAGUUUUUAAACAGAAAUAUACCAAAUUGCUACAGUCUUUGUAAUUUUUGAAAUCAGAUGCUGAAAUUCUGGUGAACUUAGGUAUUCACAAAUUGUUUCCGUUGAAUGCUAAGCAUGGUUGAUAUUUUAAACCGUUGUGCUGAAGCUUGCAAUGACUGUGAACGUGUCUUAGAAGAGCCUUUUGUUUGAGACAUGGAUACAUUUGAUCAGUGUGGAAAAGUCUGCUUGUAGACAUACUUAUAUUUUUAAAUGCCUUGUACAUACAGUCACACCGGCUCCCUGAAGCUGUCUUCCUCCUUAGCCUGCUGUAAGCGUGUGCGUUUCACCACAUCCCUUCCUAUUACUCAGGCAUUAAGACUACAAAAUGAAUUUCAUUCCGGUUCUUGUAAAUCAGAGCAAAUCUUUUUCUAAGUGAAAGGUGGGAUUUUUUUUUUUUAACAUCUGGAACAGUUUGCAGUUUUGAUAUACUAUGUCAGCACUCCCAUAAAUCUUUCUCCUGUUUUUUCACAGACACUGUCAAAAUUUAACAGCUCUGUAAAGGAUAUUAAUAUUCUACCAAAACAAAACACAUUUAUAUUCUCGGUUUACAAUUUACCAACUGAAAAUACGCCCGCUACAGAAGGGCUGUACUGAGGGCUAUUUAUAAAGGUAACUUUUAUACUUUAUACCCUCUGCUAUUAUCUUAAAGGCUCAAAAUCAUGAAUUUUACAGGCAUCUUGGUUUACCUGAUUUCAGCCAAAAUUCCUGGGGAUUUUAUUCAGUACUCCAGGACCUUCUGCAUCGUUUCAGAACCCCUGACUCCCAAGGGGAAGCCGACGCUUUGGCGGCGAAGCUCGCCGUGCGCAGGGCGGCGGGGCUGGGUGGUGGCUGCUGCCCGCAGCAGGACGAGGGCUGAGCGUGUGCCCCCAUGACACUGCUGCCACUCCUCCCCUGGCACACACGAGUUCGGUUGGUUUGCAAAGAAAGCACCUACAUUUUUUGAAAUACGACCAAUUUUAAUGUAAAUACACAUUACUUCAUGAAUAUGGGGGGAAAAAAAUGAGGGUGGAAUUUUCUGAAUCAUGAGGAAUCCUACCAAGGAAAUUCCGGUUUGUAGAUGUUUUUUAAACAUCAGACUCUACCUUUUGAAAUUCUUUUUUCAAUGCCUCGAUAAGUGAAAGGACUGCUGGAAGCUAACACUGGUGCUGCAGCCGCUGGCUCGGUGCCACGAGCAGGUCUCCUCGUCCCGUGACCAGACGGAAGGCCGGCCCUGCCCUGUGCGUGUCGGGGUACGUGAGCUGUGGCCGUGGUCUCAGGUACUGAGCUGGGCUUGAGGAAACAAAACCAAACACAGAAAAACUGCAAAUUGUGCCAGAUGGACAAGGGAGCUUGUGGGCAACUUUGCAUCAGACUAAGACCGGGAAAGUCGGAGUUAGUUUCUGAUGAGAGUUCCCAUAACCCCAGCACACGUCUCAGAAGACGCCUCGCCAUCUUCUGCAGACCACAGUUGAUGUUCAGAGCAUGUAUGUUACUGUAACUUUCAAAUCUGUUGCUGCAGAAUUAGUAUAACUUCAAUGGUGAA